UGCCAUGUUGUCAAUUACAUUCCCGUUUUGAUUAUCAUUGGGAUAACCCUACCAUUUCCAUUACUUAAACAGUAGCAAACGUUGCUGUCGAAUUUAUCGAUUCGAUCAUCUUCUCGAACUCAAUUAUAUUUCAGGAAAUGAAUUCAAGAAGGGAAUACCGUUCUAGUCGAAAUGCAUUGUUUGAUGGAAUAGAAGAAGGUGGAAUCAGAGCAUCUUCCUCAUAUGCUACUCAUGAAAUUGCUGAGCAAGAUAAUGACCAUGCUAUGGAUGGACUUGAAGACAGAGUAACUAUGCUCAAGCGGUUGACAGCUGACAUUCAUGAGGAAGUUGAUGGCCAAAAUCGGUCGUUGGAUCGCAUGGGCAACGAUAUGGAUGCAUCAAGAGGGAUUCUAUCUGGAACCAUGGAUCGAUUUAAGAGAGUUUUCGAGACAAAGUCAAGUCGAAACAUGGUUACUUUGGUGACAUCAUUUGUGGUGCUGUUUCUUCUGAUAUAUUACUUGACAAAGUGAUCAUAUAUUCCAAAAUGUAAAUCAUUCGUCAAUCUCUAAAUUGUCAUGUAUUACCUGAUAUUUCUAUCUGUUGGACUAACUGUAAUUGUCACAUUCUGGAUGUUUGCCUCUAGGUAGGAUAAUUACUGGUCUAUGCAUGUUUUCAUAGCAGUGAGCAAUAUCAUCUCCAAACAAAGUAUGGUGAUGUUUUAUAUGUUUUGGAGAGAGUGUCAUAACCCUGGUCUGCUUUUGCACACAACUAUACUAUUGUAACGAACAAUAUUAUGGCUCUAAACAAUAUUUAGAUACAUGGAUCUCUUGUUUGUAUUAACAGCCUUCUGUAAUAUCGUGAAGGGCUUGAUAAUGAAAUUGUAUAAGUUUUUGCAGUCAA
Cryptomeria japonica (Japanese cedar) is the source of this 879-nucleotide messenger RNA. Its product is annotated as bet1-like SNARE 1-1. The record is from RefSeq and is a predicted model, not a curated record. Lineage: Eukaryota; Viridiplantae; Streptophyta; Pinopsida; Cupressales; Cupressaceae. The coding region runs from base 138 to 509 and encodes 123 amino acids. The transcript is spliced from 5 exons.